This is a messenger RNA of Durusdinium trenchii, 453 nucleotides long. The record is from the annotation of a GenBank genome assembly. NCBI's taxonomy places the organism in Eukaryota, Dinophyceae, Suessiales, Symbiodiniaceae.
AUGCUUCCCAAUGUCUUCCCGAUUUAUGACAUGUUAAAGGCAGAGUCUCGAUCCGAAGCUUCAUCGAACAAAUCCAUCGAGCACUCAGUGCAAGAAUGUGGAUGUGUGGGCUUCACUCUUCAUUCCGCCCGGUCUCUUCACCGUUUCACACGGUUUCCAGUUGGACAUGUUCACUCCAGGUUGGCAGCAUUGGCCGUCUUCGACAUGAAUCAAGUGACCAGCGUCAUCACCUUGCUUUCCACGGAGGUCGCCCCACCUGCAGAAGAUGCCACAACUUACAAAUUCAAUGCGCGAAUUAACUCAGCAUCCUUCGACCCGGCCCUCACCAAGAAGAAGCGCCCCCUGCCGGCACUGCAGAAAGCGAUGGAGACGGGAAUGGAUGCUGACCAUCAGUCGGAGACGAGUGACGACGUGGAGGCGCUGAGCGAGGUGGUGCGGUCCUCUUGGAUCUGA